AUGUUGCCUAAAAAAUUGAUCACUUCUUCACUAUGGUGGCACGGGCCACUUUGGUUGUGUCAAAACAAGGCGGCGUGGCCAAAGGUAACCACCAGUCAAAAUCAAGAAACCAAUAAACUAGAUCACGUAAUGACCGAAAAACGAGCUGAAAACAAAAUUCUAAACGUCUCACCUAAGAAUACAUUAACCGUAUUAACCAAAUUUUCCUCAUUGGAUAAACUUCAACGGAUAAUCGCGUACUGCAAACGAAUCGUUCAUAAUUGUCUCAAUCUCAACAAUAAAAUGCAGGGCUUACUAUCACUUUCAGAAUUAGAUCAGGCAAAUGAUGCAAUUAUCAAAAUGGUUCAAGCAUCUGAGUUUUAUAAAGAAAUAAGCGAUUUGGAAAAUAAAAGGGAGAUUUCUAAAAGCAGUAAACUUCGCAUUUUGAUGCCGUUUUUAGAUAAAAAUGGUAUUAUCCCCGUUGGAGGCCGUCUAACAAAUUCGCGAAUUCCGUCCGAACAAAGAUUUCCAAAAUUACUCCCAGCAAAACACCACGUAACGAAAUUAAUUAUUUUAAAAAUACAUCAGGACCAACUGCAUGCUGGUCCAUGUGCCACUUUAGCCGCUCUACGUGAAAAAUACUGGCCAUUGGCUGCACAAUCAACAAUUAGGUACCUAUUGCAAAAGUGUUACGUAUGUUUUAAGGUAGAUCCUCAGAGUAAUGAUCAGCUAAUGGGAGAUUUACCGGCCGAACGAGUACAACCAUCUCGGCCUUUUUCAGAUUGCGACGUCGAUUACGCCGGACCAAUAAUUAUUAAAGAAGGUGGUCCACGUAGUAAGAAAACAGUUAAGGCUUACAUUGCGUUGUUCAAAUGUUUUGCAACCAAGGCUGUUCAUAUUGAGUUAGUGGGGAACCUUACAUGCGAAAGUUUUAUUAACGCAUUAAAACGUUUCGUGGGACGAAGGGGAAAGGUAUCACAAAUAUUUUCAGAUAAUGCUACCUAUUUCACAGCAGCCAAUCACGAAUUAAAAAAUUUACUUAAUUCUUCUGAUUUUCAACAAGGAAUUGAUAGUUUUUUGAGAAAGGACGGCAUCAAAUGGCAUUUUAUACCUGCUCGGUCACCCCAUCGAAGGAGAUUCUGGGAAGCAGGCAUCAAGGCUGUAAAAUAUCAUGUGAAAAGAGUUGUAGGUAACGCACUACUUUCAUACGAGGAGCUUUUGACGGUUUUGACACAAAUUGAGGCUUGCGUCAAUUCCAGACCUUUGACACCGCUAUCCCAUGACCCUGUUGACAUUAGUCCCCUCACUCCCGGUAAUUUCCUUAUUGGGGACACAUUAGCAACAACUGCAGAAGCCGACCUAACCACGACAAACGAAAAUCGCUUAUCAAGAUGGCAGCGUGUACAACAAAUCACCCAGAACUUCUGGAAACGCUGGAGUAAGGAAUUCCUGAAUACUCUUCAGCAAAGAUCGAAGUGGAGGGAGCGGUGCACAAAUCAGGCUAAACCAGGCCUACCGGUCCUACUCAAGGAGGAAAACCUACACCCAUUGUGUUGGAAAAUGGGAGUCAUCAAGGAGGUCGACCCAGGAAAGGAUGAGCUGUCAACCGCAUUUGCCCGUUCCCACCAGAGGAAGAAGACGUUGAAUCACACGGUGAUUCAAGGGGGGCUGGAUGUUCGGUACGGGCCUGACUCAGACCAGCCGGGCAAGCCCGGUCCUGCCCUAGGGUAA
Molecule: messenger RNA, 1710 nt
Organism: Zophobas morio
Lineage: Eukaryota; Metazoa; Arthropoda; Insecta; Coleoptera; Tenebrionidae
Exons: 2
Coding region: 1-1710 (569 amino acids)
Biological process (GO): DNA integration
Molecular function (GO): nucleic acid binding
Source: RefSeq, a predicted model, not a curated record